Penicillium taxi is the source of this 591-nucleotide messenger RNA. RefSeq lists its product as uncharacterized. The transcript has a single exon. Lineage: Eukaryota; Fungi; Ascomycota; Eurotiomycetes; Eurotiales; Aspergillaceae. Bases 1 to 591 code for a protein of 196 amino acids. The record is from RefSeq and is a predicted model, not a curated record.
AUGUUGCCCCCAGGUAUACCAGUAGCGGAUCUGAAUGAACGUCAAUCUAAUGGUGUUGUAGUUUUCCUCAACGAGUCAUACCGCGGCACAAAUAUUGGGCCGCACCAACCAUCUGAAGGAAUAACUCUACCACUCUUAACACCCCAAGGCCCAUACAGGAAAUGCAUCAACUACCAUCUCUCAAUGAGUGUUCAUCCCCAUCUAGGUCGUAUUUACGUCCCAUCAAGAACACAAUACAAGCUCUGCCCAGCUUACCCCUGGGAAAUCAUCUGGGUAGGUGUCGAUUUGAACUACGGCGGACACCAGAAUAUCUCAGCUGGAGAAGUGAUUUUAGCACUAUACGAGGCUCUUGCAUACGGUGAACUUCAUUUCAAAGAUGAUGAUGGUUUUGAGACUUAUGAGGGACGCAUGUUUUGGAUAGAGAUUCGUGGUUGCUUGCCCGAUAUUACUUGGGCGAGGAGAGCUAUUAUCGCUCAUAUCGAUUUGAUCAAGCAGCUUUUUGAAGCUGGUGUGAUUUGUCUCACUGAAGAAAAGCUCUCGUAUCGUCGUCCCCAGUUUCCGCACCGUCCAUGUGCCGCUGACUUUUUUUAG